AUGCCCUACAUGUCUCCUCUACACGGAGAAGUCAUUAGUGAUAAAGGAAUACUCGGCCCAUCUUAUUUGAGCCGUGCCCGUCGAGAGACUGUCAACUUUCAAGCGGCACUAGUCGCUGGCAGGGAUGCUGGCACCGUUAAAGACGAAAGCAUCUGGGUCGAGAUUGGUGCUCACCCGAUUUGCUCUAAAAUGAUCAAAGCGGCCCUUGGUUCUCACAUACAUGCCCUUCCAUCACUUCGGCGCAAUGAAGACGCUUGGAAGGUGCUGGCCAAAAGUCUAUCGUCACUGUAUCUGGCCGGCCUCGAUAUUCAAUGGAAGGAAUAUCACCGGGACUUCAAACACGCCCUUAGGUACAGCAACGACUUUUGCCUUACUAAAGGAGACGAAAAGUCCGCGGCGAUCUCAGCUGCUCUCGUAUCCGCAAAUUCUAUGCUGUCUACGUCUUCGGUUCAGAGAGUGCUCGAGCAGCAACUCGGUGAUGAAAAGUCGACUCUCGUCAUUGAGUCAAAUCUCCACCAUCCAUCCUUGUCGGGCGUGAUUCAGGGGCACAAAGUCAACGGGGCCUCUCUCUGCCCUUCGUCUCUCUACGCCGAUAUUGCCCUGACUGUUGCCGACUACUUACUACAAGCGGCCAAGACAGAUACGAAAGGGAUCGGAAUGGAUGUGUCCGACAUGACCGUCAACAAGCCUCUAAUUGCCACUGGAAAUGGGCCACAGCUAGUCCGCGCUUCGGCGUCUGCAGACUGGAAUGCCCGACGUGUCUUGAUUGACUUCUAUAGCGUUACUGGCGAUGGCAAUAAGACGGCGAAUCACGCGAAUUGCACCGUCGACUUCGAGAACACCGAUGGUUGGCUGAAGGAAUGGAGGCGCAACGCCUACUUGAUCAGAAGCCGAAUUGACAGCUUGGAGCAAGGUGUCGAGCAAGGACAAGUCAAACGUGGCCUUGCUUACAAGCUCUUCGGCGCUCUUGUUGAUUACGGUCAAUGCUACCAAGGCAUGCAAGAAGUCACACUCGAUAGCGCACAGCUCGAUGCGCUAUGCAAGUACCAGAACUUGUUGGCCUCUGGAAGGAACUGUUUUUCACCAGUUGCUUUUUGGAAAAUCCAUGUAACCAGGCGGAGGAGCUCCUUUACCUGA
Molecule: messenger RNA, 1137 nt
Organism: Letharia columbiana
Lineage: Eukaryota; Fungi; Ascomycota; Lecanoromycetes; Lecanorales; Parmeliaceae
Exons: 3
Coding region: 1-1137 (378 amino acids)
Biological process (GO): secondary metabolite biosynthetic process; fatty acid biosynthetic process
Molecular function (GO): fatty acid synthase activity
Source: RefSeq, a predicted model, not a curated record